AUGCAAUCAGGGUGUGAAAUAUGUGGAGGGCCUCAUUUAUAUGAACAGUGUACAGCGGCCAACAUGUAUGGUAAUAUGCCAGUUAAUCAGGCUCAAGUACAGGCAGUUGGUAAUUUUCAGAGGCCUUAUCAGAAUCCGUUCUCCAAUACUUAUAAUCCUGGGUGGAGAAAUCACCCAAAUUUCUCAUGGAGAAAUAAUCAGGGCCAACAAUCACAGUUUCAAGGGCCAUACCAGCAGCACAUGCCACAACAGCCUAUGAAUCAAGCCUCAUCGUCACACCAGCCUAGACCGCAAGAUCAACCAGAAAAGCCUAAUGAGUUGCAAGCAGCCUUACCGCAAGGGAAUUUGCCUAGUAAUACUGUGGUAAAUCCUAAAGAGAACUGUCAAGCAAUUUCGUUGAGGAAUGGUAAGCAAGUGGAGCAGCCCAGUGUACAAAAUUCAGUGGUUCAGAAUGAAGAGUUGGGUGAGAAAUCAGAUAAUAAAGCGAAUGGGGUUACUGAAGACCACCAGGGUUCAAACAAGUGUCCUCCCGUUGUUGAUAGUCAGCCAGUUCAACUGCACAUCAAUAUUCCAUUUGCUGAGGCAUUAGAGCAGAUGCCUAGUUAUGUCAAAUUUAUGAAAGAGAUUCUGUCAAAGAAAAGAAAGAUGGAGGAGUAUGAGAUGGUGGCACUCACUGAAGAGUGCAGUGCGAUAUUGCAGAGAAAGUUGCCCCAAAAGUUGAGAGAUCCGGGGAGCUUUACUAUACCGUGUAUAAUUGGGAAAUUUGAAUAUCGAUCGGUAAAACAUCCACGGGGAAUUAUUGAAGAUGUUCUUGUGAAGGUGGAUAAGUUUAUUUUUCCUGCUGAUUUUAUCGUUCUGGAUAUGGAGGAGGAUAUGGAUGUACCAAUCAUUCUGGGCAGGCCAUUUUUAGCUACUGGGCAGGCUUUGAUUGAUGUUCAGAAAGGUGAGCUGACACUGCGAGUUCAGGGCGAAGAAGUAGUAUUCAACGUGUUUAAGGCCUUAAAGUUUGCAAAUGUCAAUGACAACUGUUUCAGAGUUGACCUGGUAGAGAAAGCGGUGGUUGAAAUUAAUCUCACAAAGGAUUCACUUCAGAAGAGCUUGACAAUUGGGGAUAUAGAUGCUGAGUUAGACAGUGAGGUCCAAGAAUUUGGGCACAAGGUGUCUAAGAAUGGUAUUGAGGUCGAUAGGGCUAAGAUUGCUACUAUUGAGAAUUUGCCGCCUCCAGUUUCAGUUAAGGGAGUGAGAAGUUUCCUUGGUCAUGCGGGGUUUUACAGAAGAUUUAUAAAGGACUUCUCCAGGAUUUCAAAGCCACUCUCGGCUUUGUUGAUGAAUGGGGUGCCAUUUGAGUUUGAUGAGAAGUGUCUUGAAGCUUUCAGGAUACUAAAGCAGAAGUUGGUGUCGGCACCUAUAGUAAUUUCACCGGAUUGGGACCAGCCAUUUGAGUUAAUGUGCGACGCAAGUGAUUUUGCAGUGGGUGCGGUUCUGGGGCAGCGUGUUGAUAAAGUAAAUAGUCCCCCAAACUUUGGUGGACUAUUUAUUAUGCCAGCAGAACACUAA
Humulus lupulus (European hop) is the source of this 1557-nucleotide messenger RNA. RefSeq lists its product as uncharacterized. The transcript is spliced from 5 exons. The record is from RefSeq and is a predicted model, not a curated record. NCBI's taxonomy places the organism in Eukaryota, Viridiplantae, Streptophyta, Magnoliopsida, Rosales, Cannabaceae. Bases 1 to 1557 code for a protein of 518 amino acids.